Molecule: messenger RNA, 1836 nt
Organism: Castor canadensis (American beaver)
Lineage: Eukaryota; Metazoa; Chordata; Mammalia; Rodentia; Castoridae
Source: RefSeq, a predicted model, not a curated record
AUAUUCAUCUUUGAGAACAAUAUCUACUACUGCGCGCACGUUGGGAAGCAGGCCAUCCGUGUGGUCUCCACCGGGAAGGAGGGCGUCAUCUACAACGGCCUCAGCGACUGGCUGUACGAAGAGGAGAUUCUGAAGACCCACAUCGCGCACUGGUGGUCUCCUGAUGGCACAAGGCUCGCCUACGCCACUAUCAACGAUUCUCGCGUCCCUCUCAUGGAGCUCCCCAUCUACACAGGCUCCGUGUACCCCACCGUGAAGCCCUACCACUACCCCAAGGCUGGCAGUGAAAACCCCAGUAUUUCUUUGCACGUUAUUGGCUUAAAUGGACCCACCCAUGACCUGGAGAUGAUACCACCCGAUGAUCCACGGAUGAGAGAAUAUUAUAUCACCAUGGUGAAGUGGGCCACCAGUACCAAAGUCGCGGUCACCUGGCUGAACCGGGCGCAAAACAUGUCCAUCCUGACCCUCUGCGACGCCACCACAGGGGUCUGCACUAAGAAACACGAGGAUGAAAGCGAAGCAUGGCUCCACAGACAGAAUGAAGAGCCCGUGUUCUCCAAGGAUGGCCGAAAGCUUUUCUUUGUCAGAGCCAUCCCACAGGGAGGACGAGGAAAAUUCUAUCACAUCAUGGUGUCGUCAUCCCAGCCGAACAGCAGCAAUGACAACAUCCAGUCCAUCACCUCCGGGGACUGGGACGUGACCAAGAUCCUGUCCUACGAUGAGAAGCGAGAUAAGAUCUACUUCCUGAGCACGGAGGACCUGCCUCGGAGACGUCAGCUCUACAGUGCCAACACAGUGGGCAACUUCAACAGACAGUGCUUGUCCUGUGACCUGGUGGAGAACUGCACCUACUUCAGUGCUUCCUUCAGCCACAGUAUGGACUUUUUCUUGCUCAAGUGUGAAGGUCCUGGCGUGCCCACGGUGACCGUGCACAACACCACAGAUAAGAGAAAGAUCUUUGACCUGGAAACCAACGACCAUGUACAGAAGGCCAUUAGUGACCGGCAGAUGCCGAAGAUCGAAUACAAAAAAAUUGAGAUCGAUGACUAUAACUUGCCAAUGCAGAUCCUGAAGCCAGCCACCUUCACCGACACAGCCCACUACCCCUUGCUCCUGGUGGUGGAUGGCACCCCUGGGAGCCAGAGUGUGGCGGAGAAAUUUGAGGUGACCUGGGAAACGGUGCUGGUGAGCAGUCACGGAGCGGUGGUAGUCAAGUGCGACGGCCGAGGCAGCGGUUUCCAAGGAACCAAGCUCCUGCAUGAAGUGAGAAAGCGGCUGGGCUCCCUGGAGGAGAGGGACCAGAUGGAGGCUGUGCGGACGAUGCUGAAGGAGGCAUACAUUGACAAAACAAGGGUGGCUGUGUUUGGGCAGGACUACGGUGGGUACCUGAGCACUUACAUCCUCCCAGCGAAGGGUGAGAAUCAAGGUCAGACCUUCACCUGCGGCUCUGCUCUCUCUCCAAUAACAGACUUCAAACUCUACGCAUCAGCAUUUUCUGAGCGGUACCUGGGUCUCCAUGGACUUGACAACAGAGCCUAUGAGAUGACCAAGGUGGCACACCGAGUGUCAGCACUGGAGGAACAGCAGUUCCUGCUCAUCCAUGCCACUGCUGACGAAAAAAUCCAUUUCCAGCACACAGCAGAGCUCAUUACACAGCUAAUUAAGGAUAAAGCUAAUUACAGCUUACAGAUAUACCCAGAUGAAAGCCACUACUUCCACAACCCUGACCUCAAAAAGCACCUGUACCGAUCUAUCAUCAACUUCUUUGUGGAGUGCUUCAGGAUCCAGGAUAAGCUACCAACAGCCACAGUGAAAGAGGAUGAGGAAGAGGACUAA